Adineta steineri is the source of this 708-nucleotide messenger RNA. The record is from the annotation of a GenBank genome assembly. NCBI's taxonomy places the organism in Eukaryota, Metazoa, Rotifera, Eurotatoria, Adinetida, Adinetidae.
AUGGCCGGUCAUAUUAGACAGUACCAUACAUGCACUAUAAUUAUAACAGUUAUUUUAUUAUUGAUUGAUUCAAAUUUAUUAUGCAAUUCAAUUCGACUCGAAUAUCGUCCUUCAUUGGGUCAACUAUUUACGUAUUCAGAAGUCGAAGUUAUUGAAGUAUCUGAUCCCGAUGAAGAUAUUGAUUAUAGUAUUCAACUCAUGAAAACGAUUCACACGGAACGAAUUGUUGAUGUGAAUGAAUUGGAAGAUGGUAUUAUCACUAUUGAAUUACAGUUCACUUCGGUUGAGAUAACACCACCAAAUGAAAGUCUGAAAAGAAAUCUUCUUGCCUCUUCUCAUCGUAUCAAAAUCAAUCGUUACGGUAUGAUGCAGGGUGCCCUUGCAUCAGCACUUGUCGGCGAUGUCAAUAAUGUUUUUCCAUUACAUGACGUUGACGUAGGAGAUUCAUGGACAACAACUGUGGACGGAUUAGCAAAGGUGAAUACACGAUAUACACUUGUUAGCGUUGAUGAAAAUCUCGUGGCCACCAUCGAUAGUCAAGCGACCAUUAAUGUCUUAGAAGGUUUGGGUACCGCUACCGCCUCUGUUACGUUGGAAAUAGAUUCAAGAACUGGUGUAACUAUUACACGAGAGGACACCCGCAUUUUACAGGUUUUUUCAAAACGCACAGUUAAGACAAAAAGCAGAAAACUUAUUGCACAAGAAUAA